Molecule: messenger RNA, 1236 nt
Organism: Tripterygium wilfordii
Lineage: Eukaryota; Viridiplantae; Streptophyta; Magnoliopsida; Celastrales; Celastraceae
Product: hypersensitive-induced response protein 4
Exons: 5
Coding region: 79-966 (295 amino acids)
Source: RefSeq, a predicted model, not a curated record
GUAAGAGAUCAUUUGCUAUGCCGAGUAAUGGAACUUCCAUUGUUUUUUUAACUUUCUGAAUAGUAGGAAGAGAGAGCGAUGGGAAACGCGAACUGUAUAUUCUUGGGAUGCGUGGAGCAGGCGAGCAUAGGUGUGGUGGAGAGAUGGGGUCGGUUUGAGCGGCUGGCGGAGCCGGGGCUCCACUUCUUCAAUCCAUUGGCCGGCGAAUGUCUGGCAGGACUUCUCUCCACCAGGAUCAGCUCUCUCGAUGUCCGUGUCGAAACUAAAACCAAGGAUAAUGUCUUUGUCCAAUUGCUCUGCUCGAUUCAAUAUCGAGUAGUUAAAGAAAAUGCUGAUGAUGCAUUUUAUGAGCUGCAAAAUCCCAAAGAGCAGAUUCAGGCUUACGUGUUUGAUGUGGUUCGUGCUCAUGUCCCAAGAAUGACACUCGAUGAGCUCUUUGAGCAAAAGGGUGAGGUUGCCAAAGCGGUAUUGGAGGAACUUGAGAAGGUGAUGGGAGCAUAUGGAUACAGCAUAGAACACAUAUUGAUGGUGGACAUUAUACCAGAUGCCUCCGUCCGCAAGGCGAUGAAUGAAAUUAAUGCAGCUCAAAGGCUCCAACUUGCUAGCGUAUACAAAGGAGAAGCAGAUAAGGUGCUCCAAGUGAAGAAGGCCGAGGCCGAGGCUGAAGCCAAGUACUUGGGUGGGGUUGGCGUAGCCAAGCAGAGACAGGCAAUUACAGAUGGCUUAAGAGAGAAUAUAUUGAAUUUCUCUCAUAAGGUUGAAGGCACCUCAGCUAAGGAGGUGAUGGAUCUCAUAAUGAUCACUCAGUACUUUGACACAAUCAAGGACCUUGGGAACUCAUCGAAGAACACUACUGUUUUUAUACCCCACGGCCCCGGUCAUGUUAGGGAUAUAACUGACCAGAUACGCAACGGGAUGAUGGAGGCGACCAGUGGUAAUGUCAAUGUUGAUAACAUCAACCUGUGAUGGAAUCUCCCUCGUUAAUACUGACAUAGAUGCGAGUUUACUUUAAAGAGUUGGAUGAUUGUAAAGGGUGGUAUAAAAAAUGGUAAGAUACGUACACAAUGUCAAUAGAUCUUCAACAAGGUCAUAAGAAUGAAGCAACCCAGCUACUGGUUUUGCUCUCACUUUUUAAUUCUGCCUAAUUGUGAAUGAUAUGUUAUUUGUAAGAAAAAUCUUGUACCAAGUUUAAUCUCAUGCAUGGGUUGUGCCAUAUGGAAGAGAUUGAUCCCUGCA